GUUCCAAUAAGUGGGACAUCGUAAAAUUAAUUUGGUAACAAUCUGUAUCGUAUGGAUGUGCUGGAAUCUCAAUUGCUUUUUAGCGAUACUUACAUGGAUGCUUAAAAUGCAUAUGACAUGAACCGCACCUAAUCAUCAAAGGUUGAUUUUAAAACUAUUUAAUAUGUUGUAGACGGCUUCCUGAUUCAACAGAGUUGAUUGAUAGGCCAUGAAGAUUGUCAAAACAUUCUUGUUUAUAACCUUUUCUCCAUUUUUCUUUCCAUUAAUAAGUGUAGCCACUGAACCGGGCUUAGGGAUCUGUAAAGGGAAAGAAAACAUUUGUUGUGAUGGUUACUAUGAAGAAAACGGAACAUGCAAAGUUUGUCCAGGAGGAUCAUAUGGAAAAAAUUGCACACAAACGUGCCCCGAAAACUUAUAUGGAGAAUUCUGUCGUGGAAAAUGUAAAUGUACCACUGAAGAAACAUGUAAUCCUGUUAAAGGAUGUAUGUGA
Molecule: messenger RNA, 490 nt
Organism: Saccostrea cuccullata (small rock oyster)
Lineage: Eukaryota; Metazoa; Mollusca; Bivalvia; Ostreida; Ostreidae
Product: multiple epidermal growth factor-like domains protein 10
Exons: 3
Coding region: 209-490 (93 amino acids)
Source: RefSeq, a predicted model, not a curated record